Panicum virgatum (switchgrass) is the source of this 984-nucleotide messenger RNA. RefSeq lists its product as uncharacterized. Bases 1 to 693 code for a protein of 230 amino acids. The transcript has 2 exons. The record is from RefSeq and is a predicted model, not a curated record. Lineage: Eukaryota; Viridiplantae; Streptophyta; Magnoliopsida; Poales; Poaceae.
AUGAUCAACGACAAGAGUGCCGUCGUCAGAGCGGGCCACCCCCGACGACCCUCCAUCGCCGGCCUGCCUCCUCGCCGCGACCUCCAAGCCGGUCCUCCUCGCCGCGCCCUCGAAGCAGCCCCUCCUCCCCGCGCCGCCGCGAAGCCGCAUAGCGCCUCGGGGCCGUCCCCGCUGGCCUCUCCUCUAGCCCCGGCCACCGAGGGCCCGCCGCGACCGCGCCCUCCGCGACAGCAACGGCGACGACGCGGCGCCCGCGCGGUUCGCUCUCCGGCCGUGGCUCCCGUGGCGCGGGCGCGGGUCCAAGCGGUUCCCCUUGCGGGGCUCCUCUCCUGUCGGGAGAACGCCGUCGUCGCCGACGACCCCGGCGAAGCCUACGCGACGACCGUCGACAUUGCGGGCGAGGCGCACGAGGUGUCCCUCGCCGUGGAGGACUCCGCCAUGUGGGUCGCCAUCGACGGCGAGAAGGCCCAUCAGGUGCGCCGCCUCCGGUGGAAGUUCCACGGCAGCGAGAGGCUGGACCUCCCGCGCGGCCGUGGCCGCCCGCGCGGCCGUGGCCGCGGCCGCAUCACGUGGGACCUCCACGACUGGCUCUUCUGCCCCGAUGCGGCUGCCGUCUUCGAGGUCUCCGGCGCGGACGAAGACGACGACAGGCGCGGCCCGUCAGGUCGGGUUCGGACACGGCGCCACACUUGAGCAGGUCAACGAGGCGUCAGUGACCGCGGCGCGGACGAGGAGGGCGCCGCUGAACGCCGCGACGAGAACGGCGGCGAGCGCCCUGCUCCGGCGUGAGAGAGGCGGAGGGGAGAGAGGGAACUUUGGGAGAGAGAUGGGGCGGCGUGGGAGGGAGAGAGGAGCCAGGGAGGAGGGCACACAAAGCUGGCCACACCAAAUCCUGCUGGAGAGAUAUUAAAUUAUUGGAAAAAUGUAUUUAAUCUAACUCUAACUCUUCAUCCAAACACAACUUUGGUUAGAGUUAGUCCAAGA